Messenger RNA from Arabidopsis thaliana (thale cress), 1797 nucleotides. Its product is annotated as Glutathione S-transferase family protein. The record is from RefSeq and is marked reviewed. The transcript is spliced from 6 exons. NCBI's taxonomy places the organism in Eukaryota, Viridiplantae, Streptophyta, Magnoliopsida, Brassicales, Brassicaceae. The coding region runs from base 657 to 1634 and encodes 325 amino acids. Gene Ontology annotation, molecular function: glutathione transferase activity.
UUCCUCGAACUCAUCGUCGUCCUCGAAUAGAUCCACCUUCACCACUUCGACAGCUGCCUUGGGUUCUGCCGCCAUAGUUACAGAUGUUUAAGCAAAUCAACCAGAUCGAGAAAAAAACCUAAGAAGAAGAUCACCAAACUCGAUUAAUUCCUCCAAGUUAAACCCAACCAGAGCUCUUUAAACGAACCUUUUUUUCGUUUUGGGUCUAACUUGAAGAAGGGGAAAAUUACCAAUUUCCAAUAACCGACCCGAAUCUUAUAUGAUUCAUACCGAAUCCGACCCGAAUCUUAUAUGAUUCAUACCGAAUCCGACCCAAUAUUAAAAAUAUCCGAUUGAGGUUUAAAAGAAGCUGUUUUAGACCGGUCCAAUAGUCGCAUUCGUCUUGACCAAAUCCAUGACAUACAAACCGGUCCAAAAGUUGUCACGCUUUCCCCACAGAACCCAGCUGAGUCAACUCGUUAGUCUGAGUUAACUCGCUAGGCGUGACAGAGCAGUGAAGACAAAGCAAAGUCCUUUUUCGGAUUCCUUCUCUUUCACUAUAAGAUGACAUCCCUCAUUACCAUUUUUCCUUAAAGCUCACUUUUUCUUCUUUAACCUUAUCGCCACAAAACAGCGACAUUCGACGCCAAAUACAUAACAUCGUCGUCAACAGCAAAAUGGCUAGGUCUGGGGUUGAUGAGACAUCAGAAUCUGGAGCUUUUGUAAGAACAGCAUCAACAUUCCGCAACUUUGUUUCACAAGAUCCUGAUUCUCAGUUUCCAGCUGAAUCAGGAAGAUACCAUCUUUACAUAUCUUAUGCUUGUCCAUGGGCUUGUAGAUGUCUUUCUUACUUAAAGAUCAAAGGACUUGAUGAAGCAAUCACCUUCUCGUCGGUUCAUGCCAUUUGGGGAAGAACCAAGGAAACUGAUGAUCAUAGAGGAUGGGUUUUCCCGGAUUCGGAUACCGAGCUCCCUGGAGCUGAGCCUGACUAUCUUAAUGGUGCCAAAAGUGUGAGAGAACUCUACGAGAUUGCUAGCCCAAACUAUGAAGGGAAGUACACUGUUCCUGUUCUUUGGGAUAAGAAGCUUAAGACUGUUGUUAACAAUGAGAGUUCAGAGAUAAUCCGGAUGUUCAACACUGAGUUCAAUGGUAUUGCGAAAACCCCGUCACUUGACCUUUAUCCUUCUCAUCUCAGAGACGUAAUCAACGAGACUAACGGAUGGGUUUUCAACGGAAUAAACAACGGUGUUUAUAAAUGUGGGUUUGCAAGGAAACAAGAACCCUAUAAUGAGGCAGUGAACCAGUUAUAUGAAGCAGUAGAUAGAUGUGAGGAAGUACUCGGAAAACAACGAUACAUCUGCGGAAACACUUUCACUGAAGCAGAUAUCCGAUUAUUCGUCACUCUCAUAAGAUUUGAUGAGGUUUAUGCAGUUCACUUCAAAUGCAACAAGAGACUCUUACGGGAGUACCCGAAUAUCUUCAACUACAUAAAAGACAUUUACCAAAUACACGGCAUGAGUAGCACCGUAAACAUGGAACACAUUAAGCAACAUUACUACGGAAGCCACCCUACGAUAAACCCAUUCGGGAUCAUCCCUCACGGCCCCAAUAUCGACUACUCUUCGCCUCAUGAUCGCGACAGAUUCUCCUCGUGAAAGAAACAAACAUCAAAUGUCAAUACUUGUGUGUGUGUGUGAAAACGUUUCAAGUCAUGUUAUGUUCUACAUUUUGAGAAGUGAAUGUAUGUUUGGAGAUUAACCUAGUUUUUGAAACACUUUGACACAGAUCAUUCUCUUUUAUUUAAGCUUGUUGAUAUGC